Molecule: messenger RNA, 2909 nt
Organism: Rhagoletis zephyria (snowberry fruit fly)
Lineage: Eukaryota; Metazoa; Arthropoda; Insecta; Diptera; Tephritidae
Product: putative mediator of RNA polymerase II transcription subunit 12
Cellular component (GO): nucleus
Molecular function (GO): DNA binding
Source: RefSeq, a predicted model, not a curated record
AUCGACAGCGCAGCCAGCCACCAUGCAAGACGGACGGACGGUCGUGAGCAGAGCGCUGGCGAAACAACAACAAAUGCGCUAUGACACACACGACAGACACACAUAAAAAUGAAAACGACGAACGUCGACGGCAACGACGAUUGACGGUCGACUGUCGACACGACGGUGAACCAAGUGAAAUAAAUCGCUAAAUUCCUGCGGCAGAAAUAAAGCUUGUCAAAAAUUCAUAGCAAAUUUUUAUUUUGGUUAUAAUUUACAACGAACAAAAUGGUUUUCAAUAUUUUAUUCAAGGAUCGUGUAACGAAACCGCAAAAGAAGAUGCUCAUUACACUCCUGCGUGAAACCAAAUAUAUGGAGGGGAAAAAGGAGAAGGAAUGGUAUUGGGAGAAGAUACAGGCGGCGCUAAAUACAAUCGGACCAAAGAAGACCAUAAUACAGUGGAAGAAGUGCUGGCGGGAUAUGCGUUUGACUACGCGUAAGAAACUUGCCGAGCUGAAACGUUGCCAACUGGCAGGAGGUUCCCCGCCUCCGGGAAUUGAGCUAAACCAAGAGGAUAACGACAUUAUCGAUAUUGUUGGCACCGAAUAUUUCUAUGAGGAAAUGAAUGGCGAAUUAAAACCGGAGAACUUCAUGUCUGGCUUCGAUUAUGUACCCGAACAUUUUUGUGAUGCAAUCCUAACAGCUGCCGCUGUAUCCAACGGUCAGCAACAGCACAUGCAGCAUCAAAAGGAUCAGCAACAUGCGGCACAACAACAGCAGCAACAACAACAACAACAACAACAGCAACAGCAGCAAGAUCAUACGAAUAAUGAUGGCGAAACAAAUGAUGCACCCGGUUCGUCUAAUCACACCGACACGCAUGGCGGCUCAUUCCAGACUCCCGGCGUUAGCAUGCAAUCACAUAACGGUGACCAUGUCUCGGGUAGUAGCUCGUCACAGCAACACAAUUCCAUGCCACAUCUGCAGGCGUUUCACGGUGGCUUGCAUUCGCAUUUGUUGCGUCGCCAGCAGCAUGCUGCUGCUGCAAUGCAGCGUGAAUCUGCAUUCGAGGAAAAACUCUUGCAAUUUAUGCAAGAUGCCUUUCCAAAGAAAAGCAAAAAACGUAAGAAUCGUGAUCCGGAUAAGCUGUUUUUACUUUCGCUCUACGAGGAGAUUAAGCGUGUGCCCGAAGAGAUUCGCCUUGAUGUAAAGGGUGAACUCAUACAGGUGCUAAAGAAAUACCAGAAGAAGGCACCGGUUAAACAGGAAAAACCCCAGUCGCAAACACAUACACAGUCAGCAUCGUCGUCGUCGAGCAAGCAAAGCUCUUCUACGGCAAAUGAUAAAAUACAAUUAGCGCAACAUACACAACUAUCACAUAGCAUGUAUCAGCUGCAGAAGAAAUAUGAUAAGAAUGAAAAGGAAGCCUCGCCGCAAUCACAAGUCGAACGUGUUUCCGCAUCGGCUGUUGCACUACAUGCUCAACAACAAUUGCCACACGCGCUAUUCCAAUUGCAAAAGAAGUAUGACGAGGGUGCCGAGAAGGUACAUCAACAGAAUGAGCAACGCAAACAUGUUGAUGGUAACCACCAACAGCACAAUAGUCAUCAGCAGGCGCCGGCACCACCCACCAGUGAACAGCAUUUGCAUCAUCCACAAAUGGCACAUGGCAUUAUGUUCCCAUUGCCACAAAUACGCAACGAGCAACCCACAGCACAACAGCAUCAUACACAUAACCCACAUCAGCAACAGCCGCAACAUAACCCACACCAACAGCAGACGCAACAACAUCAUCCGCCCACCAUAUUUGGCACAUCGGCCGCCUCCAGUGCCAUGAGUACCGAGCGGCCAGCCAUGGCGUAUGAGAAUGUCGGAUGAAUGCUGAGCCGCCUAUGGGAAGCGGCAUGCGAGGGCCGCAUGCCGGUAACGACGACGUCGACGACAAUGGCGGCGCUCGCAGAUGGGGAGACAUGAAAGGGGAAUGUUUACCGGACAAGUUCUACAUGUACAUAUAAUAUCUACUAAACAUACAAUGCUAGUAUACAAUAUUAAAAAAGAAAGAAAAAAUAUAUAUAAUUAAAAUAACUCGAAAUCACUUAUAUAAAUAUGCAUACAUAUAAUACAAUAUAAUUGUUAAUAUUUGUAAUGAACGUUUUGCUGUAUUUCUAUUCUUUCAAUUAAUUUUAAAGCGCCAAUUCUGCCAAUACAAGUACAUACGGACAUGCAUAAUUGUGAUCGCAACUUCAUUGAUAUGUUGAGGAUUGUCGCAUACGGCGCGAAUGCAAAACAAAUUAAAGGGAUUUAUCAAUUGUGUUGUCAGGUGUGUUACUGAAUGCAUUUAGCAUUGUUAGAUGCUUUUUGAAAAACAAGGAAUAACAGGUCUAAAUAUGACCUAUUACUAUGCAAAGUGUUUUGUAAAUUAUGCAAAAACAUUCGAAGCCUAGGGGAUGGGUUCACAGCUGGUAAAUGGGAUUGCUAUAGCACGAGUUAUAAUUAGUGACACAGUACAUAGUGUGUAACUAUGUAUGUAGAUUAGCACAUGUUUGUGUGCUUUUAUUAUUUGUAUCACUCAUUUUUAUAUGAAGAUGCAAUUUUUUACGUAGUCAUACUCUUACAAAAUAUGUACCGGUAUAUAUGUAAAUACUUACAUAUUUUUUUUUAUAUUUUUACAAAUAGAAAACCAUAACCAUAAAAAUAGCAGUAAAACGCGGAUACGAACAAAUUCCUAUUGGCAAUUUAUUUUGUAUAAUAUGCAUGUAAACACCAGAUGUAACUAGGUAAAUAAUAAUUGAAGGGGUCAAGGGCUUUUAGCUAAAUGUAGUUGCGCUUGGAUGCCUUCCACUUAGAAGUGAUUCAAAAGAAAUCCCACCGAUUUAAAUAUUUAUACAUAUGUAUGUAUGUAUAUAAACUGCGAAGAAAAAACAUGUUUA